AUGGACAUUGAUGUGGGCAAGACGAAAUACACACUUUUUGGUACCUCCGACCCGAAUCCCCUUUCUCUUAAACUACGCGGUAUCCCCGUAGGCCCGGAGAAGGCACCUAAACUCUUAGGCAUCACAUUCCAAAACUACCGUGCCAUGUCUACCCAUGUAGUUCAAACGAGACAACGCAUGAAUUUUCGAUUACUAAAACUUGCAGCAAUCUCCUCCACCACAUGGGGACCAAAACGUGAUGUCCUUCGAACCUUCUACCUGACACUAGUUCAAGCCCAGACGCUCUACGCUUUGAGAUCUGGUAUUGGGAUGCGGCUCCCACUUCACGCAAACCCCUAG
This is a messenger RNA of Trypanosoma theileri, 339 nucleotides long. Its product is annotated as Tbingi protein. Bases 1 to 339 code for a protein of 112 amino acids. The record is from RefSeq and is a predicted model, not a curated record. NCBI's taxonomy places the organism in Eukaryota, Euglenozoa, Kinetoplastea, Trypanosomatida, Trypanosomatidae. The transcript has a single exon.